ACCCGUAUCCGGGUGCUCCGGGCGACCAAGAUGGCGCUGGCUAUAGAAACUCGGGUACUCGCAGCGGCCGGAGCCGGGCCCGGGAACCCCACACCGGGUACCGACUAGCGCUGUUCUAGCCACGGGGCUGCGUUCGAGCGUUCGCAGUUCCCCUGACCUCAGGGGACACCUACGUCCUUCCUCCCCGGCGCGUCCAUGAACUCCGUGUCGCCGGCCGCGGCGCAGUACCGCAGCCGCAGCGGGAGCCCGGAGGACGCGCGCCGGCCCGAGGGUCGCCGGCCGAGGGGACAAACCCGGAUCCCGGAUCCCAACAGCCUGGGACCUUCGGGGUCGGGCGGGGCAGCUCUAGGCUCAUCUGGAACCGACCCCGCCGAGCCUGACGAGGUGGACAAGUUCAAAGCCAAGUUCCUGACAGCCUGGAACAACGUCAAGUACGACUGGAGGUGGGUGGAGGGCACAGAAGUAGCUUCUUCUGAGAUGCCAGGACGUGCCUCUCCCAGCCGCUACCAAGGGCCUGGUCGUCGUGUGCCCCCACGGUGGACCCAGGGUACACUGGAGAUGGAGCAGGAUCGUUGGCACCGGCGGAUUGUGUCCUGGUUUGCUGACCAUCCCCAGGCCCCCUUUGGGCUACAUCGGCUAGUGGAACAUGGGCAGAGCUCUGGCAAGAAGGCAGGAGACUGGUACGGGCCCUCUGUGGUGGCACACAUCCUCAGGAAAGCUGUGGAGAGUUGCUCGGAGGUCACCCACCUGGCGGUGUACGUCUCUCAGGACUGCACAGUGUACAAGGCAGAUGUGGCACGCCUGGUGUCGUGGCCAGACCCCACAGCCGAGUGGAAGUCUGUGGUUAUCCUGGUGCCUGUACGACUGGGUGGUGAGACCCUUAACCCCGUGUAUGUGCCCUGUGUGAAGGAGCUUCUGCGAUCAGAACUCUGCCUGGGCAUCAUGGGGGGCAAGCCCCGGCAUUCACUGUACUUCAUUGGCUACCAGGAUGACUUCCUGCUCUACUUGGAUCCCCACUACUGCCAGCCUACUGUGGAUGUCAGCCAGGCUGACUUUCCCCUGGAGUCCUUUCACUGCACCUCACCUCGCAAGAUGGCCUUUGCCAAGAUGGACCCCAGCUGCACCGUCGGGUUCUACGCUGGGAACAGGAAGGAGUUUGAGACUCUCUGCUCGGAGCUGAUGAGGAUCCUCAGCUCCUCCUCAGCCACAGAGCGAUACCCCAUGUUCACUGUGGCUGAGGGCCACGCUCAGGACCACAGCCUGGAUGCCCUCUGCACCCAGCUCUCACAGCCCACAUUGCGGCUGCCUUGCACAGGACGCCUCCUGAAGGCCAAACGGCCCAGCUCUGAGGACUUUGUGUUUUUAUAGUGGGAAGGGAUGGGGAAAGAUGCCAGACUAUUUAUUUUUUUAUUUAUGUCAUGUCAGGUAUGGGAUCUGGAACUCCGAUGGCAGUGCUGGAUUCCCUGUCCUCAUGUCCCCCAUCCUCCCAAACACAGCUGAGACCUGUCUAGGCCCCCAGGUUGGGGCUGUGCCCUUUAGCUGCCCCCAAGCCCCCUCAGGAGCCAGGGAUGGAGAGUGGGCUCCAGGGCACUCACUCAGGGCCUGAUUCAAGUUCUGUAGCCUGCACUGGAUCACUGUACUCACUGGUCCCAAAGCCCCUGUCCUGGAGAACCGACUGACUGCUGGGUGGAGGCUGAUAAAGAUGCAGACUUGAA
This is a messenger RNA of Microtus ochrogaster (prairie vole), 1715 nucleotides long. It is a transcript of the gene Atg4d, whose product is annotated as autophagy related 4D cysteine peptidase. Gene Ontology annotation, biological process: C-terminal protein lipidation; piecemeal microautophagy of the nucleus; aggrephagy. Gene Ontology annotation, cellular component: cytoplasm. The record is from RefSeq and is a predicted model, not a curated record. The transcript has 8 exons. Gene Ontology annotation, molecular function: cysteine-type endopeptidase activity; protein-phosphatidylethanolamide deconjugating activity. Lineage: Eukaryota; Metazoa; Chordata; Mammalia; Rodentia; Cricetidae. Bases 196 to 1368 code for a protein of 390 amino acids.